AUGGCCCAGAACCGGGUACAAAUGCAAGAUCCCACUAAGGAGGGUCCGGCGGAAACGGAGCCUGGCAAUGUCCAACAGGAGCCUGGGGAAUCCUGGAAAGUAAAGCCAUAUCUGACAGCACUUCCAGCUGCCCUGAUGAAGUUUACAAAUCUCCAAAGAGCAAAAACGCCUACCUCUUUAGGUGCAAAGAUUUUACCAGGUGCAAAACGGAAGGUUCUCCUGGAGGGGUCAUUUGGCUUAGGACCUCUGGUUUUCUCUUCUUGCCAGCGGUUCAACAACAUUAACUCCUUCCUAGCUUUGUAUUGUACUGUGGUCCUAGCUCAAGGUAUUGUAUUAGGUCUUACUGAUCUGAGUAUUAUAAAUUUUGAGAAGGAUUUUUAUCUGUCAAACACAGAGAAAAUUCUGUUGACUACCUCUUACGAUUUAGCAUCUUUAUUGGUAGCAAUACUUGUAGCACACUUUGGACAUAGAGGGAACAGGGCAAGAUGGGUGGCAGCUGCUGCCUUUGUAGUAGGACUUGGAUCAGUUUCACUUGCUGUACCAUACUUGAAAUAUGAAAUUGUAAGACCAGUGGAAGAAAGUGAAGAGUUGUGCAUAGAAGAGGAACUUAGGACAGUGCCAUUUUGUGGGGAAAACAUAACACCACACAGAUCAGAGAUUAUCUAUCUCUUCAUACUCGGCCAGUUUCUCCAGGGAUUUGCAGGAAUGCCGAUUUAUAUCCUUGGCUUGACCUUCAUUUAUGACCAUGUUUCUACAUCCUUGGCUGGCAUCUAUAUAGGUAUCGGGUAUGCUGUACAAGUACUGGGAUAUGCUCUGGCUUACAUAGUCGGAGCAAGAAAUACUAGACCUUCACAUAAUCACAUUCCAGCAGCAGAGGUGACUCAUUCCUCUCUAUGGUGGCAGAUGAAUUGGUGGGCUGGCUUUCUUAGUGCCACUGCACUUGCAUGGUUGGCAAUUUUGCCACUGCUAUGUUUUCCAUCUAUUCUACCUGGAGCAAACAAGAUAAGAUUUCAGAAAAAAAUGGGAUCUUUCACCAUAGACAGAAGCUUUAAAGAUAAGAAAUUUGGAUCUGGUUGGACGGAUUUGUUUCAAGCCCUUCGGUGUUUGUUCAGUAACCCGCUGAUUUUAUGCUAUGCGAUGAGCAAAGCCACAGAAGCCCUGACUUUUGUUGGAGCUGCAGAAUUUUUGCCAAAAUAUUUAGAAAAUCAGUUUUUGUUAACGCCCUCCUUUGCCACUCUGCUCACAGGAAUAAUUUUAAUUCCAGGAGGUGCAAUUGGAAAUUUCCUGGGAGGUUUCAUUGUUUCCAAGUUGAAACUGUCUUGUAAAAGCCAAAUGAAGUUUAUAUUGAUUACAUCUAUUUUAUCACUUUUGCUGUUGAUAUUAAUCGUUUUUGUAGACUGUGAGACAGUGAAAUUUGCUGGAAUCAAUGAUGAUUAUGAUGGAUCUGGUACCUUAGGGAACCUCUCAGCUCGAUGCAAUGCCCACUGCGGGUGUACAAGUUCGGACUAUUCUUCUGUGUGUGGGAGAGAUGAGACCGAAUAUUUCUCUCCCUGCUUUGCCGGCUGCUCAGAGAGUAAAAACUUGAACAAUGAAAAGACAUUCUACAAUUGUUCUUGCAUUCAAGAAGGAGUGACACACUCAGAUACUGAAAGUGAUUCAAUUGAUGCCAUUCCUGGAAAAUGUAUUACCAAGUGUUUUACAUUACCUUUGUUUUUUGCUUUUUUCUUUUCUGCGAUUGCUUUUUCUGGUACAGCUAGUAUACCAAUAACCUUGAUUAUGCUCCAAACUUUACCUCACCAUUUGCAAUCACUGGGCAUAGGUGUGACCUAUACAAUUUUGAGAUUAUUUGGAUCCAUCCCUGGACCACUGCUUUUUCAAGUCACAGCAAAUAAUUCUUGUCUUUACUGGGACGUUAAUAAAUGUGGAGUCAGAGGACGUUGUUGGAUCUAUGAUAAGUUAAAAAUGAUCUUCAUAUUGAUGGGACUAUGUAUUUCUUCCAAAUUGGCCACUACCUUGCUUAUUCUUUUUGCGUUUCUUAAAUAUAAUGUAGUAAAAGUUGACAGCAGUGAGAACCUGGCCAUGCCUGCUUGCAACGCGCUGCCCAGAGAAUGCCAUGCCUGUGUUUUAAAGUUAUUCCUUCAGUUUGGAGGAUCUAAAACCAAACAGGCUACGCGUUGCCCUGUGACUGGUGAUGGUGGUGUGGAGGAAGGGCUUGGUGGUAAAGUCCUAUUACACUGUUCCUGGAAUUCAAAGUAUUAUACCUGA
This is a messenger RNA of Acomys russatus (golden spiny mouse), 2265 nucleotides long. It is a transcript of the gene Slco6a1, whose product is annotated as solute carrier organic anion transporter family member 6A1. Gene Ontology annotation, molecular function: protein binding. The record is from RefSeq and is a predicted model, not a curated record. Lineage: Eukaryota; Metazoa; Chordata; Mammalia; Rodentia; Muridae. Gene Ontology annotation, cellular component: membrane. Gene Ontology annotation, biological process: sodium-independent organic anion transport; transmembrane transport. The transcript is spliced from 14 exons. The coding region runs from base 1 to 2265 and encodes 754 amino acids.